Trichogramma pretiosum is the source of this 2098-nucleotide messenger RNA. Its product is annotated as spindle pole body component 110-like. The coding region runs from base 144 to 2030 and encodes 628 amino acids. The record is from RefSeq and is a predicted model, not a curated record. Lineage: Eukaryota; Metazoa; Arthropoda; Insecta; Hymenoptera; Trichogrammatidae. Gene Ontology annotation, biological process: clustering of voltage-gated sodium channels; cilium assembly. The transcript is spliced from 5 exons. Gene Ontology annotation, cellular component: centriole.
GACAGAUUGUCACUGCUCUUUUGUGUUUUUUUAAGCCCAUCUAAUCAUGAUUAUCGGCACGGAUGAAAAAUUACUUACCCACCAUGCGCAUUGAUCUUUCUUCAAUUGUUGUACAGUGUUUACGAAUUUUAUAAAAAUACACAAUGAGUAAUGAACACGUCGAGAGGGAACUUGACAGGAUUCGACACAAUUUAAAAGAUGACAACUCUAUCUCUAAUGAAUACGAAAUCGUCGUGUCAAGUCUGAAAGAAGAUUUGAUCAACUGCAAGCUUGAACAGAGCAAACUAUAUGUGGAAGUAGAAGCACUCAGACAAAGGAACCACAAUGAUGGUGAUUCCCUUCAACGCUCUUCAGCAGACUAUAAUCGUCAAGAUAAUUAUCUGCAUAGCGAUGAUAGAAGUAGAGAAAUGUUGAUGAAUCUUGAGAAGAGAAUAACAGUUUUGCAGAUGGAAAAAGAUUCUGUCUAUCAGCUGUGGCAAAUGGCGUUAAAAUCCAUUGAUAUUUUGGAGGAAGAGCUAAAAAGUGUACACAAAAUGGAUAAAAAUGCAAUGUUUUAUCAGCACCACAUUAAUAGUCUCAAAGAAAGCUAUUCAGAGGCUAUCAACGUUUUAGAAUCUAAAUUGAUAGCUGGUAAAGAAAAUUUCUUUGAACAGCAAGCACAAUGGGCUAAAAGUAAAGAUGAAAUUGAUAUUUUAUCAAAAGAAAAAAAUGAUAUUGCGCAGCAACUAAAUACUCUACAACAACAAUUUAUUCAAAAAGAAAAGGAAUACCAAAGUACUGAGAGCCAUUUACAAAAUAAUCUUAAGCAAUCUUGUGAACAAAUUGAAGCAUUGCAAAAAAGCAACACUGUGUUAGAAACAAAAUUGCAAAAUGCUCAACAACUCAUAAAUUCUUUGAAUUCCAAAGAUGAAGCAGCUCAGAAAAAGGUCUCAGAAGCUGUUGAAUUGGUUGAAGCUAUAACCAAAGAGAAAGAAGAUAUUUUGAAAAGAGAAGCAAUGGUAGUAGAAGAAAAAAACCAACUUCAAAUACUAUUGUCAAAAUUAUCUGAAGAUUAUGCUGUUAGAUUAGAGCAUGAAAUUUUCAAACUCAAAGAAAUGUAUCAUAGAAAUGUAAAAAAGUAUUUACUAGAAAUUAAGGAAUUAAAAUCUGAAUUAAAAGAAAAAUUAAUUUUGUUGGAUGGGUUGCAGCGUGAAAAUCAAUUAAUGGGAAGUGAACUUGAGAAAGUAAGGCGAUGUUCUAGUGAUGAUCAUGAAAAAUAUGGUCAAAAAAUGUCUAAUUCACAGAGAAAUGAUAUGUUCUCGAAUGUUAAAGAUACUCACAAUACUCAAUAUGAUGAUAGAAUUUCAUAUUUAGAAAAUCAAAUUAGUCAAUUGCAGGACAAAUUACUGAAUACAACUGAAAAGUUGAGACGAGUACAAUUCCAGAACUCUCGUGAUGUAGAAGAUCGUGUAAGAGAAGCUGAUAAUCGAACUAGAGAAAUUUUGGAAAAAUGUUCCAAUUUUGAAAGACAAUUGACCAGAGCACUCAUGGAUAAAGAAAGUUUAGUCUCUAACAUUCAUGAACUAGAAACAUCUUUGGAAAAAGAAAUUCAGAAAAGGAAUGGUGAAAAAUUAAUUUUGGAAAAUAAAGUUCGUGAUAUGCAGAACAAAAUUACCAAAGUAAACCCUAACGAAUUUUUCUCAAAAACACUACCAAAUGUUCAUGACGUUAAUCACAUUGGACAACAAACGUCAAUGAAUUUUGAUUCUAUCUCAAACAUUUUAGCAUUACAAGAAAAAUUUGAAAAGAAGACCAAGAAGCUAACACAACAUGUUGAAACACAUCAAAAACUCAGCAACAAGUGGAAAGAAGAGGCUAAUUUGAUUACUUCAAAAUUUCAAAAAAAGACACAAGAGCUUAAAAAUAAAAUAAGUGAUUUACAAAAACGUAAUGAAGACUUGUCUAGAGAAUUAUUAUUCUAUCAGCAACUUAUGGCUCGAUGUAAUACACACUUCAUUCAGAAUUAUGAGCAGAAUAUUGAAUCAAGUUGACAACAGGCAAAUGUAAAUAAACCUGAAGUAAAUAAAAUUCACUAACUUCUAGUCAAAAGUGUUUGUUA